Molecule: messenger RNA, 1173 nt
Organism: Pyrenophora tritici-repentis Pt-1C-BFP
Lineage: Eukaryota; Fungi; Ascomycota; Dothideomycetes; Pleosporales; Pleosporaceae
Source: RefSeq, a predicted model, not a curated record
AUGUCAAACCGAUCGUCACGAAGUCCUCUCAGGAUUUCCCCAGCGCCUUUCACACCCUCGCUGCUUUCAAUUCCUCCAUCGCCAUUCUCUCCACGCACACCUCUUACAGCGAAUCUCCCGUCCCGGUACCAAUCCCGACAGAAUGACUCUGCAAUCUACCCACAGCCUGCGAUCAACGCACCACCAAGCCCCUUAUCCUGGGUAUGGUCCUGCCACCAAUGCCACCGCAACUACCGUCUGGGCGUAACACGACGCUGUCUCGACGACGGCCACGAGUUCUGCAGCGGCACCACCACAAUCAAGAACUGGCGAAAGUCGACGAACCCACGACGCGCAAAGAAGCAUCGAGCCUGCGGCAGCGAAUUCGACUAUUCGGGCUGGAAAACGUGGGGGCGAUGGCGAAGAGGCGGAACAAAGAAUACCACUCUAAACCAGUUCAAUAACGACCCCGUAGUCGUCUCGCAAACACCCAGCCAGGGAAAGAAAGACUGCUGGAACACAUGCGAGUACCCGUCUGAAUGCCGGUGGGGCAAGAAAUACGGUGUCCACACGCCUGUAGAGACUACUUUCCCUACCUUGCAAGUCAGUAACAGCAUGUCUACGCUUACUGCUCCCGUGACCAAUACAAUGUUUGAAGGCAUCCUCAAGCCCGAGAACUGCAAGAGCCUUAAGAGGUCGAUGGAGCAUGAAAAGGCUACUUUCUGGGGCGCGCUACUUGCGAGCGCUGAGCGCAGGAAGAGUGUGGAUUCCGGAAUGCAUGCUUCGUCGCCUCUUUCAACCGUUGUGGAGGAAGCGGAGGGCGAUGAGCAACAAGGAGGCGAGCUGAUGGGGCUGAAUAGGGAUGCUGAUGGCGAUGUUAUCAUGGAAAAUGCUGAUUCUGCUGUACUGGAGAAGCCUGUUGCUCCUUCUUCUUCUUUGUCAAAAAUGUCGGAUAUCAAAUCGCCGGUUAAUUCGCUCAUGGGGUUGAUUAGCAAGAGGAGGUAUCGUCGGGAAAGAGUACCCGCGUGUUCAGAGUCGCAAGGUAAUAAAGACCAGGCAUAUACGGUGCUGGUGGUUGCUACACCACCGCCACCGGUUGCGGUGAAGAACGAGGAAAAAGUAGGAUGGAUGGUUCCGCAGGUAUUGCUGGAGGAGCUGGAGCCGCUGAGUAGGGUGAGGAGUAGGAGGAGAUGA